Messenger RNA from Hordeum vulgare subsp. vulgare (domesticated barley), 1353 nucleotides. Its product is annotated as cysteine-rich receptor-like protein kinase 6. Gene Ontology annotation, molecular function: protein kinase activity; ATP binding. Bases 66 to 1331 code for a protein of 421 amino acids. The record is from RefSeq and is a predicted model, not a curated record. The transcript has 7 exons. Lineage: Eukaryota; Viridiplantae; Streptophyta; Magnoliopsida; Poales; Poaceae. Gene Ontology annotation, biological process: protein phosphorylation.
AGUAAUCACAAGCCGGCACUUGCUCCAUCCAUCGAGAAAGCUAGUUUCCGCCGGAGCGGCACUAAAUGGCGUGGCCACCGCGCCGACUCGCGUGCCACCGCCGGCUGCUGGGCACCUCAACCUCCGCGCCGCCGGCGGGCAACGAGACAGCCGCGGCUCACGGCUCCAGCCCGAACUCGGUGAAGAUCAUGGUGUCCGUUCUGGUGGUGGUCAUCUUCUGCACGCUCCUCUACUGCGUCUACUGCUGGCGCUGGCGGAAGCGCAAUGCCGUCAGGAGAACGCAGAACGAGAGCAUGACGCCGCUGUCGAGGUCAAUCUCGGAGCUGCCGCUCAUGGACCUGGCCUCCAUCGACGCUGCGACCGGCCACUUCUCCAGGGCCAACAAGCUCGGCGAGGGCGGCUUCGGCCCGGUUUACAGGGGCGUCAUGGCAUGCGGCGCAGAGGUCGCCGUGAAGCGGCUGUCGGUGCGCUCGCUGCAGGGCGCGGCGGAGUUCCGGAACGAGGUGGAGCUGAUCGCCAAGCUGCAGCACCGCAACCUGGUGCGGCUGCUGGGCUGGUGCGCCGAGCGCGACGAGAAGCUGCUGGUCUACGAGUACUUGCCCAACGGCAGCCUCGACGCCUUCCUCUUCGACACCAGCAAGAGCGUUGAGCUAGACUGGAAUACAAGGCACAACAUUAUCAUUGGCAUCGCCCGUGGGUUGCUCUACCUCCAUGAGGACUCGCUGCUCAAGAUCAUUCACCGAGACCUCAAGCCCAGUAACGUUCUCCUUGACAACAAGAUGAACCCCAAGAUCUCCGACUUUGGCUUGGCUAGGAUCUUCAAGGACGAAUGCAAUGGUGUCAACACGGGACGCGUCGUCGGAACCUAUGGGUACAUGGCACCGGAAUUCGUGAUGGAUAGCCUUUUCUCGGUGAAAUCAGACGUGUUCGGCUUCGGGGUCCUACUACUAGAAAUCUUGAGCGGACAACGGAAUGGCAUAUCAUACCUUGACGAGCACCAACAAUCCCUCAUCCAAGAUGCAUGGAAGAUUUGGACUGAAGAUAGGGCGAAUGAAUUCAUUGACCGUGUGCUUGGGCAAUCCUACUCAAGGGACGAGGCAUGGUGUUGCUUCCAAGUCGGCCUCCUCUGCGUGCAAGAUGACCCCGACAUUCGGCCAACCAUGUCUAAUGUCCUGCUAAUGCUUUCUAGUGAACACAUGAGCCUUCCCACACCAUCUAGGCCUGUGAGAAACGUCCCAUUGCCAGCGCCAUCAGCCAUGUUAACCCGUGAGCCGUUGGCUUCUCAGAAGUCGAUCAACUAUGCCUCGAUAACUGCUGUCCAACCGCGAUGAUCUCGUUCUUAGGUGUUUUAAU